UUUUCCUUUUACUAUUUAUGAUCUCUCCCCCGCUGUUUGAAAUUUUAAUCUGAAAUGCAUAUUCACUUGCCAAAAAUAGCCGUUGCCAUCCAGCUCUGCUUUCCCAUUUGAUCCUUAUCUUUGUUUUUAAGGAAUUCUUUUGUAGGAUAUGAAGAUUCCUGAAUCUCUCUAACCGUGCGUAGUUCCUCGAAUCCGGCUCAGUUCACAUUCUUCGCCCUGUUAUAUUGUUCUCUUUAUCAUCGCUCCAAAUUUCUAAUUUUUCAGGUAGUUCGAGUCCUUAUUGACUCCGGAGCCUUGCAGAUUAUAUUCUGGGUUUUCCUUCGCUUUUGGGAUUUAGGGCUUUCCGGAGAAGGUGAAGCAAAGCAAUCAUGGGUAUGAAUACCGGGAGUGAGGAAGCAGUAACAAAGAAGGGGAGAUUUGCUGCAAUCGUAGUUUGCUGGUUCUUAGGAAAUGGAUCUCUUAUUUCAUGGAACAGUAUGUUAACAAUUGUAGAUUACUAUGCUCAAGUAUUCCCGAGAUACCAUCCGACAAGAAUGCUCACUCUUGUUUAUCAGCCUUUUGCCUUCAUAACCAUUGCAAUACUCACAUAUCAUGAAGCAAAGCUCAAUACCAGAAUGAGGAACAUUCUUGGCUACACGCUCUUUUUCAUAAGCUCAUUUCUCGUAAUCAUUUUAGAUUUGGCAACUUCUGGGAAAGGUGGUGUUGGAGCCUUCAUUGGUAUAUGCCUUAUUAGUGCAGCUUUUGGUGUCGCUGAUGCUAAUGUUCAAGGGGGCAUGGUUGGUGAUUUGGCCUUCAUGGAACCAGAGUUCAUUCAGUCAUUUUUAGCUGGCUUGGCAGCAUCUGGAGCUUUAACAUCAGCUUUGAGGCUGAUUACAAAGGCAGCUUUUGAACACACCAAUGACGGGCUUCGAAAGGGAGCGAUGAUGUUCUUUGCAGUCUCAUCAUUUUUUGAGCUGCUAUGUGUUCUGCUCUAUGCAUAUAUCUUUCCGAAAAUUCCAAUUGUGAAGUAUUAUCGUUCAAAGGCAGCUUCAGAAGGAUCAAAGACUGUUUCUGCUGACCUCGCAGCUGCUGGAAUCCAUUUGCAGAAUGAACUAGAGGCCGAAGAAGAUCCAAAGCACCACGAACGCUUGACCAUUAGACAGCUUCUGAUGCAGAACUUGGAUUAUGAGUUGGGCUUGUAUCUUAUUUAUGUUCUGACACUAUCAAUUUUCCCUGGAUUUCUGUCCGAGGAUACUGGAAAUCAUGCCCUGGGAUCAUGGUAUGUUCUUGUCUUGAUCGCAAUGUAUAAUGUCCUGGACCUCAUUGGAAGAUACACACCUAUGAUAAAAUGCCUUAAAAUAGUAUCACGGAAGGGCCUUCUAAUUGCCAUUCUUUCACGUUUUCUAUUCAUUCCUGCGUUCUAUUUCACUGCAAAAUAUGGAGGGCAAGGUUGGAUGAUCUUGUUAACAUCCUUGUUAGGGCUGACUAACGGUCAUCUCACUGUUUGUGUUCUUACUGAAGCACCCAAGGGAUACAAGGGACCGGAGGCGAAUGCUUUGGGAAAUGUACUAGUCAUGUUUCUUUUAGGUGGUUUAUUUUCUGGUGUUGCAUUAGACUGGUUGUGGCUUAUUGGCAAAGGCUGGUGAGGUUAACUGAGUUAAUAGAAAAAAAAAGACAUUGUUUGCUAUUAUUUUGUGUCCCUGUGAAGACGGGCAACUUCAAGAACUAUAUAUUGGUUAUAAAUGACUGUAGUGGUUGUUUUUAUUUACAAUAUGAAUGCAUUGCUAGACGUAAAU
Molecule: messenger RNA, 1775 nt
Organism: Phalaenopsis equestris
Lineage: Eukaryota; Viridiplantae; Streptophyta; Magnoliopsida; Asparagales; Orchidaceae
Product: equilibrative nucleotide transporter 3-like
Exons: 10
Coding region: 369-1625 (418 amino acids)
Biological process (GO): nucleoside transmembrane transport
Cellular component (GO): plasma membrane
Molecular function (GO): nucleoside transmembrane transporter activity
Source: RefSeq, a predicted model, not a curated record